CCUUUGAGAACACGGAUUGCAAAAAGUUUCUUCAUGAGAGGGCAUGCAAAGACCUCCCUCUCCAUCUGACUGACAGCACUCACUCCUAAUAGUUGACUUAUAGUGGCUACAUCAUCCAUUUGUUAACAGAGCACAUACAUCUAGCAUUUGGAAAACUGGAAUCCUCUUUCAUACUCAGUGACAGCCGGUUAUGCUGCUCGAAAGUUCCCAGUUGAGUCUUAGUGAAAGAGAAAAGGGCUAAAGCCUACACACUUCACAGCUCCACCCACAAACCUUACCAGAAGCAAUGUGUGACCCUCAGGACGCCAGUGAUGUCACUUCUACGUCAGGCUUGAAUAGACAUAUGCCUGUUGCAGUAUACCCUCCUCCCCAGCGAUGUGAUGAUGAUGAAGAAGAGGAUUUGAAUAAGACACUGGGAGUGCAGUGUUUCCAGCAGAUUCUUACCAUUCCUCAGCGCGUGCCCAACGAACAACAUCGCAACUUUAACGAGGAAGAUUUUGAGUACCACCGUCACACCUCUCUACACAUUCACCAUCCUCUCUCUAUACACCUCCCUAAUGAGGGCCGGAGGAAAAAGGUUGGGAGGAAGUGGAAGGACUCAGGACGGAGGAGAAGUGCAUCCACAGGUGCGGCCCCCCCUAUAGAUGAAGAUGAUGAGGAUGAAGAGGAGGAUGAAGAUUCUUGCAGCCAGCAGGAAAGAGAGGGCAUUGCCACCACCACACCUACACCAGACACGGACACAGAGGUUCACAUUGAGGGGGCACAGUUUUUUGUAUCUGAAGAUGACCCUGCCUCCAGUGUAAAAAAGAAUGGUAGUGCCUCACCACAUCGAAAGGUUUCAAUAAUAGCCAAUUCAGCACCUCACACCAGUAUCAAAAUCCCAGGAGAUGCUACAUUAACCGAGGGCAGAAAAUCAGUACGCAAGCUUCCCAAUGGUAGAAGAGUGUCUGCUCCUUGUUUGUUUCCGGUGAGUUCGCCGGAUGGCAGCUCUAAACCAGUGCGUAGCUAUGACCUGCAGGAGCGCCGGCGCAUGGGCAACAUGACAGGCAUUGGGCUGGCACACUACCACAUGCCCACUGAUGAGAGUGAAGCAAAGACACUCGCUACCGUUGACCUUGAUGGCAUUAAGAGUCACAGGUUCGAAGAUGUCCCUGGUGUGCGGAGACACCUGGUCACAAAGAGUGCUAAAGGUCAGGUGGUUCACAUUGGCAAGGACCACAAAGAGCUCAGCAGCUGCAGUCGGACUAAGCUGGAUCGGACCCCACAUGAGGUGUUUGUGGAGUUGAAUGAGCUGCUGAUGGACAAGAACCAGGAGAUGCAGUGGAGGGAAACGGCUCGCUGGAUCAAGUUUGAGGAGGAUGUGGAGGAGGAGACGGACUGCUGGGGGAAACCUCAUGUAGCUUCGCUCUCAUUCCGUAGCCUGCUGGAGCUCCGCAAAACCAUUUCACAUGGUGCAGUGUUGUUGGAUCUGGACCAGAGGACACUGCCUGGUAUUGCUCAUCAAGUUGUGGAGCAGAUGAUUAUAUCAGAUCAGAUCAGAGCAAAGGACAGAGCCAAUGUGCUACGAGCCCUGCUCCUCAAACACAGUCACCCGAGUGAUGGCAAGGAGCACAGCUUGUUUAACCGGAACAUCUCGGCAACCAGCCUUGCUUCUCUAAUAUCUCAUCACCAUAGCAAUAACCAUAUUUCUGCACCAGAGCUCCCUGCCACAGACCCACUCAUCGGAGGAUUACUUAACUUUGAUUCACGCAGUAGAGUGGAUUUAGAUAAGAAUGAGAAAGAUAUACCCCAGUUUUUUAGUUUGCACAAGUCUAAAUCUAAGCUGCUUGAGAAGAUUCCUGAGAAUGCAGAAGCUACCGUUGUCCUUGUGGGUAGUGUGGAUUUCCUGGACCAACCAACUAUGGCAUUUGUGAGAUUGCAAGAAGCAGUCCUUUUAGAGUCAGUUCUAGAAGUGCCCAUUCCAGUGCGCUUUAUUUUUGUGCUCCUUGGCCCACCCAGUGCCAACAUUGAUUACCACCAGAUUGGCCGCUCCAUAUCCACGCUCAUGUCUGAUAAACACUUCCAUGAGGCAGCAUAUUUGGCGGAUGAAAGGCAGGACCUGCUGACAGCCAUCAACAGCUUCCUGGACUGCAGUAUUGUGCUUCCUCCAUCCGAGGUGGGCAGAGAUGAGUUGCUGCACUCUGUUGCUCGCUUCCAGAGGGAAAUGCUGCACAAGAGACAUGAACAAGAGGUCAAACUACAGGUCAAGGAGCCCAAGAGCCCAGAGGAUAUGGCUCUUCAUCCUCCCUUUAAAGCCGAAGAUGAUCCUCUUCAGAGAACGGGUCUGCUGUUCGGUGGGGUUAUCAGAGAUGUACGGCGCCGCUACCCUAAAUACAUCAGUGAUUUUACGGAUUCCUUAAACCCUCAAUGCAUGGCUGCCGUCUUAUUCAUUUACUUUGCUGCCCUUUCUCCUGCCGUAACCUUUGGAGGUCUAUUGGGUGAGAAGACAGGUGGUUUGAUAGGUGUAUCAGAGCUGAUUAUUGCCACUGCCACGCAGGGAAUGUUGUUCUGCCUGCUUGGAGCUCAACCUCUGCUGGUGAUAGGCUUCUCUGGGCCCCUUCUAGUAUUUGAAGAAUCCUUUUAUUCAUUCUGCAAGGCCAACGAAAUAGAGUAUCUGACAGGCCGUGUGUGGAUUGGAAUCUGGUUGAUUGUCAUUGUUGUUCUAAUGGUGGCAUUUGAAGGAAGCUUCCUGGUGCGAUUUGUGUCACGCUUCACACAGGAGAUCUUCUCCUUCCUCAUCUCUCUCAUCUUCAUCUACGAGACCUUCUUCAAGCUGGGCAAAAUCUUCAUGGAUCAUCCUCUGAGGAGCUGUUAUGGAAAAGAAGAAAAUGACACUGCUUUAGCAUCACCCAAUGGUGGAACAAGAUCUUCAGAUGCAUCUCAAGCCCUAAACCAGCCAAACACAGCUCUCCUCUCCCUUGUGCUCAUGUCAGGAACUUUCUUUAUUGCAUUCUAUCUGCGUAAAUUCAAGAAUAGCGCUUUCUUUCCUGGCAGGAUCCGAAGGGUUAUUGGAGAUUUCGGAGUUCCUAUUGCAAUCUCCAUCAUGGUUCUGUUGGACUACAGUAUUAAGGACACUUAUACACAGAAAUUAAAUGUGCCAGAUGGCUUCUCUGUGACCAGCCCGGACAAGCGCGGUUGGUUUAUACACCCACUGGGCUCUGAUGGCCAGUUCCCCAUCUGGAUGAUGGUGGCUAGUAUUUUACCUGCCCUGCUUGUCUACAUCCUCAUUUUCAUGGAGACUCAGAUCACCACUCUUAUUGUAAGUAAGAAGGACAGGAUGCUGGUUAAGGGUUCAGGGUUUCACUUGGACCUGUUGAUCAUCGUGACAGCGGGUGGGAUUUCAGCGUUGUUUGGACUGCCAUGGUUGACCGGUGCUACUGUCCGUUCUGUAACCCAUGCAAAUAGUCUUACAGUGAUGAGCAAAGCUGUUGCCCCUGGUGACAAACCACGUAUUCAGGAAGUAAAAGAGCAGAGAGUAACAGGAUUUCUGGUGGCCCUUUUUGUAGGUCUCUCCAUUGUGAUUGGAGACCUUUUGCGGCAAAUUCCCAUCACUGUGUUGUUCGGCAUAUUCCUCUAUAUGGGAGUGAUGUCUCUUAAUGGGAUCCAGGUAACAGAACGCAUGAUGCUGCUAUUAAUGCCACCCAAAUACCACCCUGACCACACAUAUGUCCGCAAGGUGCGUACUCUACGCAUGCAUCUGUUCACAUGUUUCCAGUUGGUGUGUCUGGCUGUGCUGUGGACUGUAAUGUCAACUGCUGCCUCAUUAGCCUUCCCAUUUGUCCUUGUCCUCACUGUGCCAUUUAGGAUGUUCCUGUUGCCUCGAAUAUUUACUCAACGUGAGAUGCAAUGUCUUGAUGCAGAUGAUGCUGAGCCGUUAUUUGAUGAGAGGAAUGGUCAAGAUGAAUAUACAGAGAUGCAAAUGCCAGUAUGACCUCUCCUUUUACUACUUAAGCUGGUCUGAAAUUAUUUUAAGGGAGCAGUGUCCAGAUGUGCUACCUGUCUUUUUUUCAUCAAUCCGUUUUUUCUCCAUGCGUUUCCAACUUUAUUUGUUUUGGGAAAAUAUAUUUAUAUGUAAAAGUGUUAAAUAGAUGCUCAAAUGUCACUUUGUAUCUAUUGCAUAGAGUAUAUCUUUAUAUCACCUGUACUAUUCAUAUUUUAUCUUUUUAUUUAUCAGAGUUGAAAUGUAAUUGUGCUAUGCAUGUGUUGUAGAGGGGUAGAUGAAAGUAUGAUCUAUAGUAAGUUCAAAAUGAUACAGGAAGCACUUUUUUUACUGCAUAUCAAUACUUGUACUUCAUUGCAAGGUGAAAUAAUGUACUGCUAAAAAUUUACAGAAUAACUGUAAUGCAAAUUACAUAAGUUCAAUAUUUUUGUAACAAAACUGACAUAAUAUACAGCUUUGUGCUAUAUUCACCUUGAUGCAAAAGAAAAUCUAAAAGAACUGACAAACUAAACACUGGGUGCAAUCACCGGUUUAUUUGAAAGGAGAGCAGAUGUUUGUUGUUCUAUAAUUUUUCUCAACUAUGAAUACAUAUUCUCACCAGAGCACCACAUAGGUCUAUGUGUUUAUAUAAUUAACACUAAGAAUCACACAGUAGUUAUAAUAUAGUAGUUAUCAGCUAUAUAAAAACAAUUAUACUAAUUAUAAUCAUCUAGUUAUUACUACUAUAAUUAGUUGGUUAUGGUGUGGAUUUAAUUUACUUAUGGUAGUGUCUACGAGAGAAAGUGAAAAAUAGAUAAGAAUGAUAGCAAGUCAUUGUUAAGAAUGUUUUAAGUAACUGUUGCAAGGAGUUCAAAAGGUUUAGUUUUACAGUGCCUCUUUUUUUUAUUAAUAUUUUUAGGAUUUAAAUAUUUCCUGACCACACUUGUGAAAUACAGAAUUGUUGUUGGAUGCACUGUUUAUUUUUAUAAAGCAUAUUUUUAUCCUUUUCCAUACAUGAACUUUUGUCCUUUGAGGUACUGAAACAAAAUGUAAUUUCAAGUGUCUGAAACAUGCACAGUGCAGGGAUUUGUGAAGGGCAACAAAUGUUGAUUUGGUAUGUUGUAAUCCAAUUUCUUAAAUACAGUGCUUUGAAAAAGUAUUUGCCCCCAUUCCUAAUUUCCUCUAUUUUUGUUGCAUGUACUGCUCGUUUAAGGUCCUGCCACAGCAUCUCAAUCAUGUUCAAGUCAGGACUUUGUCUUGGCCACUCCAGAACUUUAAUUUAGCUUCUUUUGAGCCAUUCAGACAUGGACUUACUCCUAUGCUUUGGAUCAUUGUCUUGCAGUAUAAUACAGUUGUGCUUGAGCUUUAACUCACAGAUGACCAGAUGUUCUCCUUUAGGAUUUUCUAGUAGACAGCAAAGUUCAUGUUUCCCUCAAUUACUGCAAGUCGGCCUGGCCCUGAAGCAACUUCCUGGAUGAGUCGUCAGCCACUUCUGGGAUGGUUCACUACUGUGCCAAGUUUUCUCCAUUUGGAGAUAAUGGCUCUUCUCCUCGUUAUUUCUGUAACUUCUUUCGACCUUGGCAUAGUGUACUACUGGGUGAGACCUUUAGGCAACAUCAUGCUACUGAAAAAGUUAUAUUUAAGUGUUUGAUUGAAUGAUUGAAUAUGUUUUCUUAGAUUGCCUUUGUUUUAUGUUAGAUUUUGUUUUAGUUUUUGAAACAAUCAAGUAUGAAAUAUUCACAAAAGCAAAAGAAUUCAGCAUUGGGCAAAUACUUUUUCAAAGCUCUGCAUUUGUGCCUCAUGUACAUUCCAGUCAUCAAAGUGAUAUAGAGAAUAAUUAUUUUGUAUAAAAUACAUCUCAGAUUAUCUGUUGUGUGCACUUCAAAUAGUGCAAAUGUGCAUUUUCCCCUGGUAAAACUUACAAAGAGUAUAUUCUACAGCAGGGUUAUACUCUACUCUUAAGUAUUUACGAAAUUAUUCAUAGACCAUAAAAUUGCUUGACAUUUCUCAUUGUGGGUUGAAAUUAAUUUACGAAUUGCAUUACGUGCUCACACACCAUAAAGACUUAAAGUUCUGUUUAUUAUACAAUAUUUUGUGUUGUUCAGUGCGGGCUGUGCAUUAAACGUCUAGGCCUUCAGUGUGAUUCAAUUCAGUAUCACAAUGAAUAAGACACCCUAUGCUUUUUCCCAUCAUACAUUAUCUCGCAGCUAACUAGUAAUUCCAAUUGACAUUUUAAAAACACGUCCACGCACGAAAGCCAGAACUUGAAAUGACACUUAAGCAAGCCUAAUUUUAACUGCAGCAUGAAUGUUUGUUUCCCGAACCCAUCUAAAAUUAGGCUAUCAUUUUUCAUAUGAAUCUACCAAAGAGGUCUAUAAUACCUGGAAAAAUCUAUCUAAUAAUAUUUUCGUCAGGUAUUCUGCGUUCCAUUCAAGUUGGAUGAGGGAUAUUCCAACUUGAUAUCGCUGACCAUAAAUGGCAUUUAAUUACCUGAUAUUUGGAACUGCAAUGCUCCUGUUAGCUUAGCAGGGGUUUGACUCUCAUUAUAGAUGUCUCCUAUCUCACAACUGACAAAAAAAUGCUGCAGUGCUAGCAUUUGUGCUUCAAGAGUAAAUUAUCAAAAGAGAUUAUAAUGUUUCAUACACCUGUUUCUGAAGGCGUUUGUUAAACAAGAUUUAAUAUAAUGUAAUGUGGAAACAAACUCAUUAAUCGAUAUUGCUUAAUAAAGUGAAUGUUUAUCACUUACUAUAUCAUGUAGUGUCGACAUGUUUGUGUGACAUCAUCUGCAUCUCGUCGAAAUCAGAGUUAAGAAUUUCUGCAAGAGCCUACAAGUUGUAAUUCUGACUUCAAGAUGCAUUCCAUUGCACUUUUCCAAGUAGGAAGUUGUAAAAUCCAACUUCCUAGACUUUCCGCAUUGAAUGGAACACAGCACUACUUUUCAAAUCUUGAUCUGACACUGAAUGCUCCAGCAGCCUAAUGUACAAUUAGAAAACUCCUGAUGUUGAUAUAACAAUGCAAAAAGCUCUUACCAAUUUACUUGAAGUGAAAAUAAGUCCUCUUUUCCUGUUUAAUAAACUAAGCAAUCACACAGUCAUGCAGAACAGCUCAUAUUUUUAAAUCCAUAAGGAUCUCUUUCUCAAUGACGAUAGCGGCAGUUAUGACAAUCUCACGCUCUUUGCUUUCAAAUUAUGUCUCUUAAAGUGUGAUUACAUCACUCAAGGCCAGCUGGAAGGCCUUGACAGUGACCUAUCCUAAAGAUCACACCCACCAAGAACAAAUAAAUCAAUCUGAUUGGCUGAUGAAUCUGACAAACUGACUUUAGUUGCUCAUUCAUUUGCACUGUUGAGGGAUUCUGAAAACAUUCUGAAGGCUUAACGGUGUAGAGCUCAGAAUCACGCACUGCUUUGGGCAUGUGAUUUGUGAAACAGAUGUCACACUUUGCUUGUAAGCAUCAAGGAAUAAAUUCUGACUGGAUAAACUUUUUGUUUUUCUCUAUUUGUUUGUAGAUUAAUUAAGAGUGGAAAGUGAUUCAAAAUACAUUUUGUGAAUGAAAGGAUGAA
Xyrauchen texanus (razorback sucker) is the source of this 7518-nucleotide messenger RNA. RefSeq names its product anion exchange protein 2-like. Lineage: Eukaryota; Metazoa; Chordata; Actinopteri; Cypriniformes; Catostomidae. The coding region runs from base 287 to 3970 and encodes 1227 amino acids. Gene Ontology annotation, cellular component: plasma membrane; basolateral plasma membrane; apical plasma membrane. The transcript is spliced from 23 exons. The record is from RefSeq and is a predicted model, not a curated record. Gene Ontology annotation, biological process: monoatomic anion transport; bicarbonate transport; transmembrane transport. Gene Ontology annotation, molecular function: monoatomic anion transmembrane transporter activity; solute:inorganic anion antiporter activity.